AUGGAAGAAUCGUCUCACGUCAACGCAUGUGGCGUCGAAGGCUUGUCCUGCACCGAGCACGUGAAGAACGUGGAUCGCAUACCUCGAACUCUACUCUUCUCUUCUCUCCUCCGCAGAAGUAGCGGCAAGCAACAGCAGGUCGAACGGCGCGGACCUUCCGGCCACCGACCGCUUCGCGCUCAUCGAGUGCCGCCUGCACAUCAACGCCGCGCCACAUAG
This is a messenger RNA of Colletotrichum higginsianum IMI 349063, 219 nucleotides long. RefSeq lists its product as uncharacterized. The coding region runs from base 1 to 219 and encodes 72 amino acids. The record is from RefSeq and is a predicted model, not a curated record. NCBI's taxonomy places the organism in Eukaryota, Fungi, Ascomycota, Sordariomycetes, Glomerellales, Glomerellaceae. The transcript has a single exon.